UUUUUUGAAUUCAGAGUUUAAUAAAUAACCCCCUGGUGAUGUCACUGAAGGGAGUUAAAUUACCUGCAUUGACAUCACCAGGGGGGAGGAGCAUAUAAGAUUUUUUGGCUCGUACCCACAUAUUGUUGGCCCAAACUCAGGAGUUCCAUAGGCUUCAUCUGACCCAUGAACGGCUUCUGCUUAUUCCAGUAUGUGGGCAAACUUCCAGCAGGCAAAUAAUUCAAAGUGAAGAGAGUUUAUUGUGUCCACAGCCUUACGCGUUUCGUGUCAUAAACACUUAAUCACAGGCCUAUGAUUCACUUUGAACUAUUUGCCUGGGGGAAGUUUGCCGUCAUUGAUUGCCUGCUCCAAAUGGUUUUUCUGUUUGUUGGCUCCCCAUGCUGAGGGCUCAGGGCGGUGCAGCUUUUCGUGGUGAGUUAUCACUCUAUACUUGGAGACCUUAAUAUCUCAGAUACAUCAUUAUUCCAGUAUGUACCAGGAUAUAACAGGGAAAUUGUAUUACAUUACUGGAUAACAUGGCACAUUGGGUUUUGCAAAAACCAAACACGGUUUAUUCCGACAACACAACUCCUUUAAAUAACCCGUCACAGGAAAGGUGGCGCUUUGCUGUUAUUUACAAUGUAUUAAUAGUCUAAUAGUCUCCCUUUCUUUCCCACCAUUUCCGAGCUUCAUCGUGUAUAAUUUGCACAGAAUAAUAAGUGAUCCGUUUCCGUCUCGUGCGUGUAAUAGAUGUCACGUCAGUCUCAGGAUCAGAAGCCGUGUAAAAGAUCGGGCACUUUCAGAAGCUUAAAUAGCAGCGCUCCACCUCCAUACGAUUUGUAAUACACGCGUCUUAGAAUAGAUCCGUGGAAGUAUUAGGAAAGUAUUAAAGUGACACUGAUUCAUGCCUGUGCGUGACUUUCACUUAUAUAAAUACCUGUUUUAUGUUCCAUUGCAGCUCAUUCAGCUUAAACAGGGCACCGAGGCUCUUAUUAUGUCUGUUCAUGAAAUGGCUUCAUCUGAUCAUUCGGUCUCGUAUCUGUAUGAGCAGAGCGGCCACUUCCUGCAGGAACUCUACUACCUGCUUGAGCUCAAGAAGAUUUGGGAAAGGCAGUCGGGCAGGUUAAGCGGAGCCCUGCAGCUGUACACAGGGAAGGAGACCAAGAAACUAGACACAUAUGACUUCCCCGCUACCAAAUGGUUAUGCACAGAUACGUCACAUACACUGACGGUGUCCCACAUGCAGCUGCAGAACAAGAGCUCACUCUGGCCAACUGUCAUCCUAAUUGGCACUUUGAUGUUUUGCCCGGCGUGGGCAGGGGAGCACAUCUGGACUGUAUUAAAGGGGCAGUUAUGGGCUCAUCUGGACUUGGAUUAUCAAUCUCCUCCACCAGUAUAAGGGC
Molecule: messenger RNA, 1382 nt
Organism: Xenopus laevis (African clawed frog)
Lineage: Eukaryota; Metazoa; Chordata; Amphibia; Anura; Pipidae
Exons: 3
Coding region: 884-1378 (164 amino acids)
Source: RefSeq, a predicted model, not a curated record